Molecule: messenger RNA, 3764 nt
Organism: Lagenorhynchus albirostris (white-beaked dolphin)
Lineage: Eukaryota; Metazoa; Chordata; Mammalia; Artiodactyla; Delphinidae
Product: C-X-C chemokine receptor type 2-like
Exons: 1
Coding region: 20-1084 (354 amino acids)
Biological process (GO): G protein-coupled receptor signaling pathway; immune response; neutrophil chemotaxis
Cellular component (GO): membrane
Molecular function (GO): interleukin-8 binding; C-X-C chemokine receptor activity
Source: RefSeq, a predicted model, not a curated record
AAUUAAGUUUACUUCAAAUAUGGAAGGAUUUAACUGGGAAAACUACAGUGACGAAGAUUUUGGUAAUUACAGUUACAACACUGACCUGCCCUCUAUUCUACCAGACUCUGCCCCAUGCCAGCCGGAAUCUCUGGUUAUCAACAAGUAUGCCGUGGUCGUCAUCUAUGCCCUGGUCUUCCUGCUGAGCCUCCUGGGAAACUCCCUGGUGAUGCUGGUCAUCUUAUACAGCCGGGUGGGCCGCUCCGUCACCGAUGUCUACCUGCUGAACCUGGCCAUGGCUGACCUGCUCUUCGCCCUGACCUUGCCUGUCUGGGCCACCUCCAAGGCAAAGGGCUGGAUCUUUGGCACAGCCCUGUGCAAGGUGGUCUCACUCCUGAAGGAAGUCAACUUCUACAGUGGUAUUCUACUGCUGGCCUGCAUCAGCGUGGACCGCUACCUGGCCAUUGUCCAUGCCACACGCAUGCUGACCCAGAAGCGGCACUGGGUCAGGUUCAUAUGUUUAGGCAUCUGGGUCCUGUCCUUGAUCCUGGCCCUGCCCAUCUUCGUCUUCCGAAGGGCCAUCCACCCACCCUAUUCCAGCCCAGUCUGCUACGAGGACAUGGGUGCCAAUACAACGAAGUGGCGGAUGGUGAUGCGGGUCCUGCCCCAGACCUUUGGCUUCCUCCUGCCCCUGCUGGUCAUGCUCAUCUGCUACGGACUCACCCUGCGCACGCUCUUUGCGGCCCACAUGGGGCAGAAGCACCGGGCCAUGCGGGUCAUCUUUGCUGUCGUGCUCGUCUUCCUGCUCUGCUGGCUGCCCUACAACCUGGUCCUGGUUGCAGACACCCUCAUGAGGGUCCGGGUGAUCGCGGAGACCUGUGAGCGCCGCAAUGACAUCGGCCGGGCCCUGGAUGCCACCGAGAUCCUGGGCUUCCUCCACAGCUGCCUCAAUCCUCUCAUCUACGUCUUCGUUGGCCAGAAGUUUCGCCACGGACUCCUCAGGAUCAUGGCCAUCCAUGGCCUGGUCAGCAAGGAGUUCUUGGCCAAGGACGGCAGGCCUUCCUUCGUUGGCUCUUCUUCAGGGAACACCUCUACUACCCUCUGAGACCGCACGCAGGGCUCCUCCCUUCCCUUCAGCAUCCGCCCCAAGCCGCAUGUCCUCUGGCUGCUCACAGCCCUGUGUCCAGGCAGCCCCCCAUUGUGGUUACAGGAAGUUGCUGAGGCCACAUCCUUACUAGGCCCCCAGCUAUGGAUUCGAAAGCCCUGGCCCCCACCUCUUAUCGUAAUUACCAUGUCAACUGCUAGAGCUCAGUCCAUCCUACCACUGAGACCACAGCACUCUGUCUUCUGGCAUUCUUUGAAGAUAUUCUUUUAAGUGAUUACAAAAAGUUCCCACCAUUGGGAGACAUUAGUGUCAAACGCCAUUGGUUGCUUCCCCAACUCUCCCUUUCCUUGCCGGCUAACGAAGUCUACCUCCCUUGAGAGAGGCUGAAAAUGACAGAUACUCACUUUCUCAGACUUCCUUAAGCCAGCAGUGGCCAUUUCAUCUGGUUCUGAUAAAUAAGAAUUAAAGGCAAAUUGUGUGCUGGUAAAUCACUUUCCUGGGGGAAAAAGUCUUGAUUUGUAGCGUUUACCAUGUUCUGUGGUGUAACUAAAUGCUCCCACCAUGACCGAUUUCAAGGUGGCAGUGUUUAGCAACGAGAUCACAAGAUCUAGAAAAUGUAAUAAUCUGCUUUCACAAGCACACACGAACUGGCUUCAGUGCAUCAUUGCUUACAAAGUCUACUGAGGCCAGGAAACCCCUGGGAAGUAUUCCUGAUGUGAGAGAGAGAGAGAGAGAAAGGGAAACAUAUCUUUGGUUCUUGUUUUUGAAUAUGGUUAUAGGAUAUGCUGUGUGGUGCCAAGGCAGCCAUUUUGUGGAAAUGAGACGAAAAGUAUGCCCAACACACUCGAGCUGUUGGAGCCAAAGGAUAUAAAGAACCUGAGAGGACUUCCCUGGUGGCGCAGUGGUUAAGAAUCCACCUGCCAAUGCAGGGGACACGGGUUCAAGCCCUGGUCCGGGAAGAUCCCACAUGCCACGGAGCAGCUAAGCCCAUGCGCCACAACUACUGAGCCUGCGCUCUAGAGCCUGCAAGCCACAACUACUGAAACCCGUGCAUCUAGAGCCAGUUCUCCACAACAAGAGAAGCCACUGCAAUGAGAAGCCCACGCACUGCAAUGAAGAGUAGCCCCUGCUUGCUGCAACUAGAGAAAGCCCGCAAGCAGCAGCGAAGACCCAAUGCACCAAAAAUAAAUAAAUUAAUUAAUUUUUUAAUAAAAAGAACCUGAGAAUAAAGAGCCCAGGAUAAACCUAAGCAUAAACAGUUAAACGAUUUUCAACAAGGGUGCCAAGGCUAUUCAAUGGGGGAAAUGACAGUCUUUCACCAAAUUGUGCUGGGAAAAUCAGAUACCCACAUGCACAGAAUGAAAGUGGACCCUCACCUUACACCAUACACAAAAAUUAACUCAAAACAGAUCAAAGACUUAAAGUUAGAGCUAAAACUAUAAAACUCUUAGAAGAAAACACAGAGGGAAAUCUUCAGGUCAUUGGAUUUGGCAAUGAUUUCUUGGAUAUGACACCAAAAACACAGGUAACAAAAGAAAAAGUAGUUUAAUUGGACUGCACCAAAGUUGAAAACUUCUAUGCAGCAAAGGACACUAUCAACAGAGUGAAAAGGCAAACCACAGAAUGGGAGAAAACAUUUGACAUCGUAUAUCCUAUAAGGGGUUAAUAUCCUUAUAAAAAAUUCCUACGACUCAGCAAAACACAAACAAACAAGCAAACAACCUAAUUCAAAACUAGGCAAAAGAAUUAGAGAAUAAACAUUUCUCCAAAGAACAUAAACAAAGAGCUUAUCACUAAUAAUUAGGAAAAUGUAAAUCAAAACCACAAUGAGGUACCACUUCACACAUAUUAUGAUGAUAAUUAUAAAGAAAAAAAAAAGAAUGAAAGAAAGAAGAAAAUACCAAGCACUGGCAAAGAUACGGAGAAGCUACAACUCUUGUGCACUGAUGGUGGGUAUGUAAGAUGGUGUAGCCACUGUGGAAAACAGUGUGACAGUUCAUCAAAAAAUUAAACAUAGAAUUACCUUAUGAUCCAGCAAUUCUACUUCUAGGUGUAUACCCAAAAGAACUGAAAGCAGAGACUCAAACAAAUAUUUGUACACUAAUGUUCAUAGCAGCAUUAUUCACAGUAGCCAACAGGUGAAAGCAACCCAAAUACCCAUCAGCAGAUGAAUGGAUAAACAAACUGUGAUCUACCCCUACAAUGGAAUAUCAUUCAGUCUUAAAAGGGAAUAAAAUUCUGAUACAUGCAACAGCAUGGAUGAACCUUGAAAACAUUCUGCUAAGUGAAAUAAACCAGACACAAAUGUUAUAUGAUUCCACUUAUAUGAAGUACCUAGAAUAGUGACAUUCAUAGAGACAGAAAAUAAAAUAGUGUUUACUAGGGGCUGGGGGGAAAGGGGAAAAUGGGGAGUUAUUGUUUAAUGGGUACAUAAUUCAGUUUGGGAUGAUGAAAAGGUUCUGGAGAUGGACAGUGGUGACAAUUGUACAACAAUGUGAAUGUACUUAACGCCACUAAACCGUACACUUUAAAAUGGGUAAAAUGGUAAAUUUUACGUUAUGUAUAUUUUACCACAAUUAAAAACAAAAAACCUAGUUCCAAAAAGGCAAACUUGAACCACUGGAACCACCUACCUGUAACUUCUUAAGUGAGAUAAUUAAAUGUCUUUUUUUUGUAUAAA